Messenger RNA from Pelobates cultripes (western spadefoot toad), 7538 nucleotides. The record is from the annotation of a GenBank genome assembly. Lineage: Eukaryota; Metazoa; Chordata; Amphibia; Anura; Pelobatidae.
AUGCCCACCGUGGAAGAUCUAUACCGCAACUACGGCAUCCUGGCCGACGCCAAGGACGAUGUGAGCCAGGUAUGGAUCGGCUCCGGCCUCACCCGCACUACCCGCCUCCCCCUACACCCGCACCACCCGCUCUAUCCGCCUCCCCCUACACCCGCACCAUCACCAUCACCUCCCCCGCACUACCCGCUCUAUCCGCCUCCCCCUACACCGCACCAUCACCAUCCACCUCCCCCACUGCUCAUCCGCCUCCCCUACACCAUCACCUCCCCCGCACCUGCGCUCCUCCUCCCCUACACCCCGCCAUCACCUCCCCGCACUAUCGCAUACCAUCGCCUCCGUCUCUCACUCCACCCGCUCUAUCCGCCCCCACCAUCAACCUCUACCCGCACCAUCCACAUCACCUCCACCCGUUCUAUCCGCCUCCCCCUCCACCCGCACCAUCACCAUCAACCUCUACCCGCCUCCAUCUCCCCCUCCACCCGCUCCCAUCUCCCAUCUCCCCUCCACCCGCUCCCAUCUCCCCUCCACCCGCUCUAUCCGCCUCCCCUCCACCCGCACCAUCACCAUCAACCUCUGCCGCCUCCAUCUCCCCCUCCACCCCGCUCCCCCUCCACCCGCUCCCCCUCCACUUGCUCCCCCUCCACCCGCUCCCCUCCACCCAGCUCCAUCUCCCCCCUCACACCAGCUCUAUCGCCUCCCCCCUCCACCCGCUAUCACCAUCACUGUCCACCCGCUUUUAUCACUCCUCCUCAGCCCCCUCCACCCGGCUCCUAUCAGCCUCCCCCUCCACCGCUCCUAUCGCCUCCCCCUCCACCGCUCUAUCGCCUCCCCCCCUCCACCCGCUCUAUCCGCCUCCCCCCUCCACCCGCACUAUCACCAUCAACCUCUACCGCCUCCGCAUCCCUCGCCCCUCACUUUCGCUAUCCGCCUCCCCCUCCACUCGCACUAUCCGCCUCCCCCUCCACUCGCACUAUCCGCCUCCCCCUCCACCCGCACUAUCCACAUCACUAUCACCUCCACCCGCACUAUCCUCCUCCUCAACCUCCACUCGCACUAUCCGCCUCACCUCCCCCUCACUGCCCAGCUCCCCUCCUCCACCCUCAUUAUCCGGCUCCCCACCACUUCACUCACUAUCUGGCUCCUAAUCACUAACUGACUCCCUCCCUCCCUGCUUGAGUGUUCGUCGCCCAGGUGUCUCCUUCACUCAGGGCGCCAGCCACCCGGUGGUCCCCCUUCACUCAGGGCGCCAGCCGCCCGGUGUCUCCAGCUGCCCGGUGGUCUCCCUCCCGUCGGAUGUCUCCAGCCGCCUGGUGGUCCCCUUCAUCCUGAGUCACCUUGGUUCUCUUCCCCCAACUGACUGUGUUCUGGGUAUUCAGAGUUGCAUGGGUUCUCUUCCCCAGAGUAUCUGUAUCCUGAGUCGCAUGGGUUCUUUUCCCCUGACCGCCUAUAUCCUGAGUCGCAUGGGUUCUUUUCCCCUGACUGCCGGUAUCCUGAGUCGCAUGGGUUCUCUUCCCCUGACUGCCUGUAUCCUGAGUCGAAUGGGUUCUCUUCCCCUGACUGCCGGUAUCCUGAGUCACCUGGGUUCUCUUUCCCCUGACUGCCGGUAUCCUGAGUCACCUGGGUUCUCUUCCCCUGACUGCGGUAUCCUGGAGUCACCUGGGUUCUCUUCCCUGACUGCGGUAUCCUGGAGUCUUUACCGGGUUCUCUUCCCCUGACUGCGGUAUCCUAGGUCACCAUAAGGUUCUCUUCCCCUGACGCUGCGGUAUCCUGGGUCACCUGGGUUCUCUCUUCCCCUGACUGCGGUUAUCCUGGAGUCACCUGGGUUCUCUUCCCCUGACUGCGGGUAUCCUGGAGUCACCCUGGGUUCUCUUUCCCUGACUACCUGGAUUCUCUUUCCCUGAUUUUCUAUAUUCUGGAUCACCUUUGUUCUUUCCCGUGACUGCCUGUUUUCUGUGUGUCCGGGCGUCCCUUCCAUCUAGGUGUCCCAUCCUGUUCUUCCGAUAACCUUGAGUGCUCCCCUGGUUUGUUGAGGUGCCAUGUGCUAACCAUCAAGUCACUAAUUUCCUGCGUGAUCCCUGAUUAAUUGUCUCUAAUUGAAGUAAAUGUUUGGGUUUUUUUAGCACAAAAAUGCAUACCAAGUGAUCUUGGAUGGCGUGAAGGGAGGAGCCAAGGAAAAGAGGCUUGCAGCCCAAUUUAUUCCAAAAUUCUUCAAACAUUUCCCUGAGCUUUCUGAUGCAGCUCUUAAUGCACAGCUUGACCUGUGUGAAGAUGAAGAUGUUUCAGUAAGUAAACAAAGUUUUAUUGGGUUGUUAUUCUUGUAUAAUAAUGUUUUAAACAAACUGUAUUGUAAAUGUAUUUGUUUCCUUAUCAGAUUCGUCGUCAAGCGAUCAAAGAACUGUCCCAGUUUGCUGCAGGAGAGAACCUACCUCGUGUAGCAGAUAUUUUGACUCAGUUACUGCAGUCAGGUAUGAUUUUAUUACCCACAAUAAGUAAAUUUUUUAACUGCUGAGUUAUAUUUUAAUUAAACAAGAGACUGUAUCGUAAAAAUUUAACUUUUGCUAGAAUGUCCUUGAAUUGUAUCUUUGCUGGUUAAAUCCAGCACAUCUUUUAAGAAUUCUGUCAGCAGCUUUACAUUUUUUUUUUUUCAUGAUUUGUUUUUUUGUUUUUUGUUUUUUAGAUGACUCGGCUGAAUUUAACCUAGUGAACAAUGCUUUGCUUACAAUUUUUAAAAUUGAUGCCAAAGGUAAGAGUAAUUACUUUUUUUUAUUUUAAUACAGACAGAUCUAAUGGGUUCUUUAACCCCUUAAGGACCAAACUUCUGGAAUAAAAGGGGUUAAAGGAACUCAGUAAAGUGAGGUAAUUUAACACUUUGCAGAAGUAUAACAUACUCUGUUCUAGCAGUAGUUCAAACUGUAUUCCUUUAAAAAAAUAUAUUGUAACUAUAACUGCUAUGCCCAAUGAGAUAAAAACGGCAACCAUAUCCACCCAUAAUAUACAGUGUUCUAGUUAUACUUAAGACAGCUGUGCACAAAUUAUCGUGGAGCUGUAGAUUCAAUCCCACAGUAGUAGCCAUUUUCUGCAUAUUAAAAAAAAAAAAAAAAAAUCUAUACAUUUACUAGCAGUGUUUGUAGUUCAGUACGUAGAACACAUCUGUGAACAUACCAAUAUAUAUAUAUUUUUCCCACUCUGUAGGUACAUUAGGUGGGUUGUUUACGCAGAUUCUCCAAGGAGAAGAUAUUGUUCGUGAGAGGGCCAUUAAAUUUCUCUCCACCAAGCUGAAGACUCUGCCAGAGGACAUCAUGACAAAGGAAGUAGAAGAAUAUGUAUUUAAUGAGUCCAAGAAGGUAGGAAUACAAAAAAGAUGCAUAUUCACAAGCAGGCGUAGAUGAAUGAUUUUUGUCAAUGGCUUGUCGGCUUAAGUAACAGUUUAUUUAAUUAAACAUUAUCGAUCUGCAGGUCCUGUAUGAUGUCACUGGAGAAGAAUUUGUGCUGUUCAUGAAGAUCCUCUCAUAUCUGAAAACCUUACAGACGGUUAGUGGAAGACAGCAGCUGGUAGAUCUGGUGUCUGAACAGGCCGGCCUGCAUCAAACUUUAAAUCCCGCCGACCCCGAUUCUGUAGACCGCAUGCUGCAGUGCAUGAGACAGGCUGUUCCCCUCUUUUCAGUAAGUUACACGUCUUUGUUUUAGUCUCCAUCAUAUGCUUUAAUCAAUAAUAAAAUGUUCAGAUUUCAAUAUUUGCUUCUUUUUUUUUUUUUUUUGUCUUAAAGAAAAAUGUCCAUUCGACUAAGUUUUUGACAUACUUCUGUGAGAAUGUCCUGCCUACCUUGAGCUCCUUGACCAGCCCCGCCGAAGGUAUUGAUGUUCAGCUUGAAGUAAGUGUUUUCUUACUAAUUUUUAAUUAUAUUGGUGAUCUGUGUUUCAGAGGAGUGGUGAAAAACAUAAUGGUCUGUGCUUAAAGGGGCUCUCCAUGCACAUUUGUAACAUUUUAGUGGUUAUGAUGCAAGGAGAUCUCCUGAUUCCCUACAGUCAUGCUUAGAACUGCAGUGAUUUGCUUCAAUCACUGCAGCUUUUAACAUGCCCCUUUGUUCAGCUAUACUUCCGCUACCUUUCAAAAUAUUGGAACAGCAUAGGCACACUAUACAAAUACACAGCUUCCUGGUUAGCAGAUCACAUCUGACAGUUUCACUCAUAAUGAAUGGGACUGUCAGCAAAGCAGGUAGCAGAUCCUAAUGGAUUAGGCAUCAAUCUCUUAUAGUCUCUCACAGUAUAUGAUCAGUGAAACUUUGGCAAGUGCUUAACUACUAAUUAAAUCCGGAGUAUGAGUAGUAAGUUAAAACUGAUUUGAAUACAAUGCGAACAUCCUAAUUUGAGAUGUAAAAACUGAAAAGCCAGUAAAUUCAAGAUCUUCGAAGUCUAGUCUUUUGUAUCAAUUAUAUGUUUGCAUAUUAGAAUUCAUUACCCAUAUAAUAAUAAAUAUGACUAAUUUUUGCUAUUUUGCGAUGUGCCACAUAUUCUGUGUAACAAUGUUUUGUAUAAAAUAAAUACUGGCUUUAACUUAAUGUACUGUUGUAUUUACAGGUCUUGAAACUGCUUGCUGAAAUGAGCUCGUACUGCGGGGAUAUGGACAAGCUUGAGUCAAAUGUGAACAAACUUUUUGAUAAAUUACUGGUGAGCAUUUUUCAUUUUUGCUUUCUUCUAUAAAAGUAAUCUCAUUUAAGGGUGUGUAAGAUUGUAAUUACGUCAAUGCGUAUUUGCAUAGUUAAACAGUAUUAACCUUUUUUUUCUUAUUGUGUUGAUAGGAAUAUAUGCCUCUUCCUCCCGAAGAAACAGAGAAUGGUGAGAAUACAGCUAAUGAAGAACCUAAGCUGCAGUUCAGUUACGUCGAGUGUCUUCUCUUCAGUUUCCACCAACUGGGGAGAAAGUUACCAGACUUUCUCAUAGCUAAAGUGAAUGCUGAGAAGUUAAAAGAUUUCAAAAUCAGGUAAGUUCUUUAUUCCUUUUUGUACACUACCUGUGAUAGUAUCACAUUGUUCUGGACCAAGGUUUUUAUGUCAAAUUCUGCAAACAAGCACAUUAACACAAUUUACUUCUUACAGGUUACAGUACUUUGCCCGAGGACUUCAAGUUUACAUUCGGCAACUGCGCCUCGCUUUGCAAGGCAAGUCAGGGGAAGCACUGAAAACAGAAGAGGUAAAAAUAUUCAUGCUGCAUUGUAUACCUUUGUGUUUGGGCCAAUAUAUAGUGACACAACUGUACUUUACAUUCUUUUGUUAAACUAAAAUAUGCCCAGCUUCACUACUCUUCAAGAUUGAUAGAGCAUCAUGGGAGUUGUAGUCCUAAAACAACAGAUAUGUUUUCAUUUCUGGUCUGCCUUGUUUAAUAGUAUCUUGCAUUGGCCAUCAGCUGUUGAGUUUGUUUUACAACCACCAAUGAAUCUGUAAAUGUUACAUUGCUGGAAUAAAAUAUACCUUAUAGCCGAUAUAUGGAUUAUUUACUUUGUUAGAGUGUGAAUUUCGACUGUAUAAUGUGAUUUUCUUAUUUUUCUUUCAGAACAAAAUUAAAGUAGUGGCUUUGAAAAUAACCAAUAACAUCAACGUUUUAAUUAAGGUAAUUAUUUCACGUCCCACGCACCCUCCCUCUUACCUGUAAAAUUUGUCUUAAUACUCCUACAGGGUUAUUCACUUAAAGUAGGAAUUGUCAGGAAUUCAAAGUGAAUUUCACAAUAAAGGCCGAAGUAGCCAAAUUUGAAGCAUAGCUGGUUUUAGAUAGUUUUUUCCAGUUUAACUCCUAAAGCCUUAAAUUUUAAAUUUACUUUGAAUUCCUGACUCAUUUUAGUGAGUAACCCUUGUAAUAAUUCUGCAGUUGCAAAACAACCUGUAUAUAUUUUGUGUGUGUGUGUGUGUGUUUCCGAUCUCAUUUCUUGACAAAUUAAAAACAUUAUUUAUUUUUUUUCCCAUUUCUUUAAAUUUUAGGAUUUGUUUCACAACCCUCCAUCCUACAAAAGCUCAGUGACAUUGUCCUGGAAACCAGUCCAGAAAGCAGAAACUGGGUGAGUUGAGAGCAUUUUUUGUGCAAUUCAGUUUUAGGAUAUUAUGAUAUAUAAUCAUAGUGUUUUAUAGCUAGUUGAAACUUGUUUACUAAAAAUCCAUAGGGGUACUUUUUCUAUAAGAGUAUGUAGAUAAUAUUCCUGCUUGAUCUUCUUAUACAGGCAAAAAAGAUCAGUCGAGGAGCCAGCGUCUACUUCACCUCCAAAGAAGUUACAAGUACAGGGGCCAAAGCGAGAUGCCAGACAGAUCUACAACCCACCCAGUGGAAAAUACAGUGGGACCCUUGGGAACGUUCCAUACGGUAAGUACAUAGAAUCGCAGUAAUGCCAGUGAUGAUGUAAACAUUUUGAUUUAUGAGUUAUUAAACUUUAAAAAUGUGCACAAAAUCACAAAUUCGUGUAACGUGAUAAGCCAAGCUCUGAUUUAUUACCUAAAAUAAGAGGGUCUUAUUUAAGACAGUAAUUUAUUUUGUGGAGCAUGCUUGCUAUUUUUAUUAUUGGGGUCAUUCACUUAACUGAAUUGUCGGUGAAUUAAACAUUUUGGGCCAAUAUACUUGAACUAGAAAAAUUCCAUUAUAUUUUCAGCUCAACUAUCAUAGCCUUUAAUUUAAAUCUCUUGGUCUAUUCUAAAGAAUACCCUCCCCCACAAAACCUUAAUUUUGGGCUUCUGAUUAAGUGAUUCUAUAUAUUGCUUCUGCGUAUUUUAUACAGUGUUAUCAGGAGGUACCUGUUAGGUAUGAAUUUUGUCAUUCCAGUCCCUAAUGAUCUCCCUCUUUUGCUCAAAACAUACAGCAUCUCAAUAUCUCUUGCUCCUAUGAAUAACUGCCCCAGCUUAAAGCAUGUUAUAGCGGCAUGUUGCAGCUCACUUCUUGGUUAUCCAGUUGCCAUGCAACCAUGAAUCCUGUUAUUAUGCAGGAUCAGCCAUGAUGUACAGCUAGGGCAUAUAAUUGGCAUUGAAGAUUCACUAAUUCUAGCUACCGGUUUUUCUGUCUGGUAGUUGUAAUCGGUUACAGUUCUAGCUGAUAGCGGAUGUCAGUCUGUGCUAAGUAGCAAUAUAACUCAUUGACUUUGCAGGGCAAUCUGUUCCCACUGAUCGCCUGGCACAUACACUGUCAGCCUAUGGGUAAGCAAAUUGGAGGCGUUCAGUAAAUAUUCAAAUGUCCAAUGACCAGAUACAAGUAAAAUCCCUAAAAUUCUUAGUUCUGAUGCUGUUCCAAUCUUGAAACGUCACCUGCUAUACAAGCAUGAGCAUCUGUCAAAUCGUGUUUAUUUCUGAUGUAGUUACAAUGUGCAUUGACCUAACCUUUAGGCCAGAACUAAUGUUUGUGUGUGUGUGUGCGCAUUUGUUGAAUUGCAUUACUGUUACUUUAAGAUCUGUGAGAUUAUUAAUUGAUUCUUUGUCACCACAGAACAACGAGGAAAUUUCCGUGGAGGUAGAGGAAGAGGAUGGGGUGGUGGCCGCUUCAACCGUAGCAGAGGGAGAAUCUAUUGA